UUUAAUUUCAUUUUGAUUUAGUUAAUGAUUUUGGAAAUUUCAGAAAUGAUUGCAUCAAAACUAUAAGAUAAUAAAAAGGACAACAAGCUAAGGAACUGAGGUCAAAAUGUGAUUUUUAUCUCAUAGACAGUGUGUGAUUGUACCACAUGAUUUAUUGAUCAACAUAAUGCCCCUUAUCAGAUUUAAUUGAAAUCAUGUGAACAACCUAUUCUAGUAAAAUAUUUCACUUUAAUUGAAAAAUUUGUUAAUAGAUGUUUUCAUCCUAACUGACUGUAUACUAUGAAAUCAUUUUAUUUCACAGAAAUAAAUUCUCCUAAACAAAAGCAAAAGAAAAAGAAAAGCCAACCUGCAAAAAGAAAACUGAUAAAUGAAUCCGAAGAGAGGGAUGACAGUGAGGAGGAGGAUGAAAUUGGGGAACCAAUUAGACUAAUUAAUAAGACCAAUGAACCUGAGCUUAUAGAACACAUAGAGCCUUCCAUGUCUAAGCAGAAAAGAAAGAAAGGCAAAAUGCAUCAGAAAAUACAGGCUGCAAAACCCAAAUUGAUCUAUGAUUCAAAAGAAACAAAUGAAACAGAGAAGGAUGUCACUGAGGAAGUGAAUACUGAUGUUAUUGAACCUGUGCUGUCUGAACCUAUAGAGCAGAUAGCCAUUAACAAUCAAGACCAGCAAGGUGCUACAGAAAGAGAUGACCAAGAUAUGCCAAUCAUUAAAGCCCCAGCAAAAAGGAAACGAAGAAAUAAUAAAAAAAUAGAUCAAAGAACUCUUUCCAAUGACCAUAUAGACCAGGAUGUAUCACAAGCCGUCCAAAAUGUAAGUAUUUAUAUAAACUUAAUCAUUAACAGAGAACACAGAGAACAGAAACUUACAUAUUUCCAAAUGUAG
Molecule: messenger RNA, 882 nt
Organism: Mytilus trossulus (common blue mussel)
Lineage: Eukaryota; Metazoa; Mollusca; Bivalvia; Mytilida; Mytilidae
Product: ABC transporter F family member 4-like
Exons: 7
Coding region: 280-882 (200 amino acids)
Source: RefSeq, a predicted model, not a curated record